AUGGUACAUCUAGGAAGCAAGCCAUUUCGAGGCAAGAGGGAACAAGAGGCAUACGACCGAACGUAUGCUGGGAGAUACCAGAAGUUGUUGCGUAAGAACCACUUUUUAUACUUUGGGUUGCCGUUCAUUCUUUCGAUCGUAGCGGGCUCAUUGUACUUGCAGAAGUUCACGGCAGUGAAGUGGGAAAAGUACGACGAGAGAUACAGACAGGUGGGUGAAGAGGAGAUGUUGUCGAUGAUCGAGAACAAGAGGCCAGUGGACAAGAAAAAUGAUUACUAUAGGUUACAGGGACUCCUUCAUGACCACGAGAACGAGGUAAGCUCGAACGAGGAUUACGAAAUCGUGAGGGUGAAGAGAAAGAAGGAGGAUGAGCCAGUGUGGUGA
This is a messenger RNA of Debaryomyces hansenii CBS767, 384 nucleotides long. RefSeq lists its product as uncharacterized. The record is from RefSeq and is a predicted model, not a curated record. The transcript has a single exon. Bases 1 to 384 code for a protein of 127 amino acids. Gene Ontology annotation, cellular component: mitochondrial inner membrane. Lineage: Eukaryota; Fungi; Ascomycota; Pichiomycetes; Serinales; Debaryomycetaceae. Gene Ontology annotation, biological process: mitochondrial respiratory chain complex IV assembly.